Messenger RNA from Durusdinium trenchii, 1353 nucleotides. The record is from the annotation of a GenBank genome assembly. NCBI's taxonomy places the organism in Eukaryota, Dinophyceae, Suessiales, Symbiodiniaceae.
AUGCCGGAGUUCUUUCCAGCCUACCGCAAGGAGCGGAACCAGAAGCCAAUUCUAUUUAAGAAUGCUCGGAUUUACGAUGGAUCUGAUGUGCUGACCGAACCAAAGGAUGUUCUUGUACUUGGCAAUUUGAUCCAAGAUGUUGGGUCGAACAUCAGUUCGGACCACUGGAGCGCUGUGACGGUGGAUUGCAGCGGCUACACCUUGAUGCCAGGAUUGAUUGACAUGCAUAGCCAUCUGUGCAUUCAGGAGGGUAUGCUGGAAGGUCGUGACACUUAUGACCAAAUGGCUAUGGGUGCCAUGUGUGGUCAGGAUUGUGUGGACUACUUGCUCCAAGGCUUCACCACCUGCCGCGACGCGGGCGGCAAUGUGUUGGGCAUCGCCAAGGCCAUCAACGACGGUCGCCUUCCCGGGCCUCGGAUCUUCGCCUCGGGUGCCUUCCUCAGUCAGACGGGUGGCCACGGGGACACAGGCUGCGGCUUUGAUCAACCCAACGAUCAAGACCAGCUCGAGCGGAAUGGCUUCUCCCACAUUGUGGAUGGGAGGCCACAAAUGUUGAAGGCAGCACGGAACAAUUUGCGGAAUGGAGCCACACAACUGAAGAUCAUGGCAGGUGGUGGUUGUGCAAGUGCCUUUGACCCCAUUCACAUGACCCAGUUUACGGAAGAUGAAAUGAGGGCAGCUGUGGAAGUGGCCAAGGACUACGGCACCUAUGUCCUUGCGCAUGCCUACCAUGAUGACUCCAUCAACAGAUGCCUUGAUGCAGGGGUACGAUGCAUCGAGCAUGGAUUCUUGAUGUCUGAAUCAACCAUGAAGCGCAUUGCAGAUGUUGGAGCUGCAAUUUCAUUGCAAUGUGUAAUGUCCAUGGAAGCCUUUGCGGAGCCCGAAAAGAUCACCUUUUUCAACAAGGAUCAGAAGAAGAAGGCCGGCAUGGUGGCAGCAGGUGCGAAGAAGAUGAUGGAAUAUGCCCGCAAAUACCGGCCCCUCAUUGUCUCCGGUGGGGAUAUGUUUGGCGGGAUUGCUCAACACCGGCAGGCGGACAACAUCAUCACCCUGGUGACAUUGGCAGGCUUCUCUCCAGCAGAGGCCUUGCGGACAGCAACGGGAGAUGCAGCAAAAGUCUUGGCUUGGAGUGGUGGGAUGACCCCAUACAAGGAUGGACACUUGGGAGUGGUUGAGAGCGGGGCAUAUGCUGAUCUCAUAUUGGUGGACGGCAAUCCCUUAGAAGAUAUCACUUGCUUGAAGCGUGAUCGUGUUGCCGUGGUGGUGAAGGAUGGAGUUUGCUACAAGUACAUGAUGCCUCCCGGCCGAGCAAACCCGGAGACGGACUUAUCACCUGAGUUGAGGAAGGGGUGA